Boleophthalmus pectinirostris (great blue-spotted mudskipper) is the source of this 11563-nucleotide messenger RNA. RefSeq names its product apolipoprotein Bb, tandem duplicate 1 (gene apobb.1). Gene Ontology annotation, biological process: cholesterol transport; cholesterol homeostasis; triglyceride mobilization. The coding region runs from base 30 to 11411 and encodes 3793 amino acids. Gene Ontology annotation, molecular function: cholesterol transfer activity; low-density lipoprotein particle receptor binding. NCBI's taxonomy places the organism in Eukaryota, Metazoa, Chordata, Actinopteri, Gobiiformes, Gobiidae. The transcript is spliced from 29 exons. Gene Ontology annotation, cellular component: mature chylomicron; low-density lipoprotein particle; very-low-density lipoprotein particle. The record is from RefSeq and is a predicted model, not a curated record.
ACCCAAGAAGAGAGCUCAGAGAACCCACCAUGGGGGACACUAAGCUCUUCCUUCUGCUGCUGCUCUGCACAUCCCUGACCUUUGCCCAAGAUGAAGAAGAACCAACCUGCAAGCUGGCCAAACGCUACAAGACCCUGCACAAGUACACGUACCAGUACGAAGCCGAAUCCCUGAACGCCAUCAGCGGAGCCUCUGCUCUCAAGAACGGACCCAAGGGAUCAUGCAAGGUUGAGGUCGAGGUGCCCCAGGCAUGUAGCUUCAUCGUGAGGACCAGCGAGUGCAGCCUGAGCGAGGUGGACUCUGUGGACGCCGACGGCAACGUGGUGUUCAGAGCAGCUGCCAGCUCCGAUGCCUUCGCCGCCGAGAUGGAGAAAUAUGCUCUGAAGGUCCAGAUGAACGAGAAGAACCAGAUCAAGCUUUACCCCGAGGAAGGCGAGACCACCACCAUCCUGAACAUCAAGAGAGGCAUCAUCUCCGCCCUGGCUGCCCCUGGCCUGGAGGACAACAAAUACACACCCACCAUCCACGGCCUGUGUAAGAACUCCUACAGCCUGUCCAGCCCCGCAGAGAUGACCCUGACCAGAGACCUGUCCGGAUGUGACCGCUUCGUGCCCCUCCGAGACCAGACCAGCCCCCUGGCCCUGCUCACUGGACUGCACUACCCUCUGGCUCAGCUGGUGCGCAGCUCUCAGACCUGCAACUACAAGUAUGAUGAAGAGCAGAACCACAUCGUGUCUGGAACCUGCACUGAGAAACACCUCCUGGUGCCCUUCUCCUCCCAGGGAGAAUACGGAGUAACCAAUGUUGGAAAGCAGGAAGUGACUUUGAUCGAGGUCGCCCCCCACAACGACAGAGUUUUUGACCUUGGCCCCAUCGUGAAGGACCUGAGCGUCGACAUGGUGGAGGAUCGUACCAUGACCCAGGACAGGGACGCCGGUCUGGAGCUGCUGAGGAAACUGGCUGCUCUGCCUGAGAGCGAGGGAGAGACCAGAGCCCACCUUUUCCACAAACUGGUGCUGAUGGUCAGAGGCAUGAAGCUGGACACCCUGAGCCCCGCUCUGCCCGAGGCCAUGGAGAUCUCCCCCAUGCUCACCUACCAGGUCCUGGCCCAGUGCGGCACCCCCGAGUGCAGCAGUGUCAUCAUGGAGCUCCUGAGGUCCCGCCCCACUAGCGGCCCCGAGGUUGAUGCUUUCGUCUAUGCCCUGGGACUGGUGUCCAACCCCUCCCCCGUCCUCAUCAACGACAUGCUGCAGAUGGCCCAGCAGAGACCCAGCAAACCAGUGCUGUACGCCCUGAGCAACGUGGUCAACAGAUUCUACAAGGCUGAACGUCAGCUGGUGCCUGAGAUCUUCUCUGUGGCUCGCUUCAUUGUUGGUCAGCUCGGAGACUGCUCUGGAGACAAAGACCAGACGUUCCUCACUCUCAGGGUGAUUGGAAACAUGGCCCCUGCUAUGGCUAACUCUGGCCCUGCAGUCAGAGGCGCUGUGCUGGAGUGUGUCAACAAACCCGAGGCUGCUCCUGAGAUUCAACUGGCUGCCAUUCAGGUCUUCAGACAGACCCCCGUGCCCGAGGAGGGCAGAGAGACUCUGAUGCAGGUGCUCCUGGACAGCUCUGCUCCCGUUCAGAAGAGAAUCGCCGCCUACCUGGUUCUCAUGAGGGACCCUCAGCCCAGUGAACUGGCCCAGCUCAUGUCCGCCCUGCCCACGGAGCAGGACGCUCAGAUCAAGAACUUCAUCAUCUCCCACAUCAAGAACAUUGGCACCUCCACUGAGCCCGCCACUCAGGAACUGAGACAGAAGAUCUUUGACGCCACCGGAGACAACCAGCUGGGACCUGUGGAGGACAGCCUGAAGGUCUCCAGGAACCUGAAGUUGGGAGUGCUCCAGAGCAACGUGAUCUUCGAAGGAGUCAGCUACCUGCCCAAGGAAGUUAUGCUGGAGAUGACCCUCAAGGCCUUUGGAUUCGACCUGGACAUGAUGGAGGUUGGUAUGCAGGGCAAAGGCUUCGAGCCCACCGUGGACGCCCUGUUUGGAGAGAAUGGCUUCUUCCCCGACACAGCCCUGAAGACCAUGUACUUUGUGUCAGAUAAUGUGCCCCAGAUGCUCCAGAACGUGCUGCCCGGCCUGAGGAGCGACCGCAAGAAGAGACAGGCCUCUCAGAACCUGGUGAAGGACCUCAGCCAGAACCUGAAGAAACUCGUGAACGACCUGAAGAGCUCUGAUGCCCCCGAGGCCACUAUUUACCUGCGUCUCCUCGGCAAUGAGCUGGGAUACCUGAAGACCAACGAGAUGGAGCAGAUGGCCUACUCCGCUGCCAUGUUUGUGGACUCCAUGCUCAAGAUGUUCCCUGUCGACGUUGUGAAGGCCCUGACCACCAUGACCGACACCUCUCUGUACGCUCACUACAUCUUCAUGGACAAUGAGUUCUUCCUGCCCACUCUGACUGGUGUGCCCCUGAGGAUCGCCCUGUCCGGAACCUUCGCACCUGGCAUCAAGGGAGGACUCAAGAUCUCCCCUGAGAUGAGCGAGGUAGCCUUCAUGCCCUCUGCUGGCAUCGAAUUUGUGACCCAGGUUGGCACCUUCAUCUCUGACUAUGUGGACUCUGGUCUGGAAAUGCACACCAACAUCUUCCAUGAGUCUGGACUGAGCGCCAAGGUGACCAUCGAGAAGGGACAGGUCCAGCUGAGACUGCCCGCCCCCCAGACCAAGACCAAGCUCGUCCACAUCACGAACAGCCUGGUGGCCCGCUCUGGAGCUGAGACCAUGGUGAUCCCUCCUGUCCCCAUGGACGUUGUCAGCGUAGAUGAAUGCACUCCCUUCUUCUCUGGAAUGAAAUACUGCUACGCUCUGCAGUACAAUGAUGCCUGGAACGUAGAGAGGACCCCCUACUUCCCCUUCACCGGAGACAGCAAGUUUGCUGUGGAGCUGAUGCCCACUGGUGAGGUGACUGAGUACACUGCCACUUUGGCCUAUGAGCUGCUGCGUGAGGGAGAGGAGGGCAAGCAGAAGGUCGACGCUCUGAACUUCAUCCUGAGAGCUGAAGGAGCUGAGCCCACAGAGGCCCGUGCCAUCCUGAAGUACAACCGCAGGAGGAACGUGGUGACAGCCGAGGUGCAGAUCCCAGACCUCGAUGUGGAGGCUGGACUUAGGGUGGGCAUCGUGGAUGGGAACACCAAGGGCAAAGGAACCCACUCCAUCUCCCUGGACCUCAUCAACAAGAACAUCCCACAGCUGUCUCUGGUCGGACGUGCCAAGCUGAGGGAGAUGACUGAAGGCAUGCUCCAGCUGCAGAUGCUGGUGCCAGCCCUGAACGCCGAUGCCACUGUCACCGCCAACCUCAAGCGCGACGAGGAGAUCCAGCUGGAGCUCAAGAGCAACAUCAAGGUCCUGGAGGCCAAAUCCGAGCAGAAGAUCACUCUCAAAUACGACGGCAGCAAAGUCGAGGCUGAGAUCAAGUCUGACAUGAAUGCUGAGACAGCCAACCUGCCUCUGGGAGAGAUCCUGGCCACGUACGGAGAGCAAGUCCUGGAAACUCAGGUUGGACAGACCGACAUGAAGGUCCGCCACAUCUUCACUAAACUUGUGGAGGCUUCCAACAACUACAUGGAGAAGUAUGGUGCUGAUCUCCCAUACAUCCAGAACUUCAGAGUGCCCGAUAUGCCCGAGAUGACCAUGCCCGAGAGACUCUUCCUCAAUGCUGAGACCAAGGCUGUGUACUACUUCAACAACGAGCGCUGGUCCGUGUUCAUCCCCAUGCCAUUGGGAGGAAAAUCCACCAUGGACUUCAACUUCCCCGAGGUCCUGAACACACCCCAGAUCUCUGUGCCUCAGAUCGGACUGGAAAUUGUGUCCAUGGAGAUCCCAGUGCCUGAGCUGUUUGUGCCCGAAGGCUUCACUCUCUACGUCCCUCUCUUCGGUAAAGCUGAGGUUUCCGCCAUCUUGAAAAGCAACCUCUAUGACAUGGAUGCUACAGUGGUAGCCGGCAAAGACAUUGUGGAGACACCAAGCUACUCUGCUACUGUCGCUGUGACUGGAACCUCUCCAAUUGAUGUCCUGUCAGUUAAAUUUGAAGGUUUGGGUAUGGUAGUCCCUGCUGAUGCCCUGAAGGCCCAAGUUAAGGGAUCUCUCGUGCACAAGUUCCUUGAGGCCAAUGUGAAUAUUGUUGAGGAGGCAAGUCUGGCUGACAAACUGACCUACAGCUCUAACAUCAAGGCUGAUGCCACUAGCCCCCUUGGAGUCAGUGUGAAAGUUGAGCACAAUGGUGUUGCUGGACUGAACACCGAGAAGCUCACCAUUGACAGCAACUUGGAUGGUUUGCUCAAGGCUGGCGCUGUCUAUGCGAAAGCAACCUCAUACCAGUCUGCCAGCGUUGCUCCAUUCACCCCAGAAGCUAAGAUCGAAUCCUCAGUAGAGAUCGAUUCCACUUUUGUCAAGGCCCAGAACACCUUCAAUGCAGAGCUUCUUGAUGGUGCCCUCUCAGUGCUGUCCAACACUAAUGCUUUCGAUGGUACCGUUGUGCAUAUUGCCUCAGUCGACUUCAAAGACCAGAAACUAACUGUGAAAUCUGAUGCUAACGCUGAAGUUAUGGGUCUGAAGAUGAAGAACCAAAUCGAGGCCGCUGCCGGUGCUGGUGAGGUUGUUAUGAGAAUGGAGACCAACUCUGACUAUGCUGAGAAUCGUGUAUACUCCCUGAUGACCGCCUCUUUGAACGCCGAAGGUCUUGCUGUCAACAAUGAUGCUACCCUUAAGCUCCUGAACAACGAGGCUAUCCACAAGGCCAACAUCAAACUGAGUCAGGAAGGUCUGGUUGUGAGCGGCACCAACACCCUCCAGAGCCCACUCUCUGUUGAGAACACCUUCAACGGUGUAGUCGACACUUCCAAGGCUACUCUUUCCAUCAUCAACAAGGCUGCUUUGUAUGACAUGAAGGUUGACAAUGCUAAUUCCCUGACCGUCACCCUUUCCAGCAUUGAAUUCACCUCAACGGCUGAAGCUCUGGCAAGUGAAGAUGUCACUUACACUCAUGACAUUGCCUUCAACAUGAAACCAUACACUAUUUCUGCAAAUGUUAACAACAACUUGAAACUCCUGUCAGCCAACGUCAUCAAUGAGGCCCAGCUUCAGGCAGAGCUGUACAAGAUUGACUUGACUGGAAGUGUGAAGGCCAUCUAUGGUGAGGAAGAAAUCAAACACAUCUAUCAGAUCAACUACGCUGAUAUGGCCGCCAAUGCCAAAUGCAGCACCACAGGCAAGGUGCUCGGUACCCACAUGAACCAGAACACUGAGCUCGAGGUGAUUGGUCUGGCUGCCCGCUUCUCCCAUGAUGCCCGCUUCAACUCCCAGCCCACGCGCUUUGACUACACCGUCCGCAGCAGCGUUGUUCCCUUUGACUUCAACCUCGAUGCCAUCUUUAACGCUGAUGGUGACCUGACCCUCUAUGGAAAGCACUCUGCUCAGCUCUACGGCAAGUUCCUUGUCAAAGCUCAGCCUCUUGCCUUUGCCAACACCCAGGAAUGGAGAGCUUCAAUGACUCAGGCCCUUGACAAUGGCAUGGCUCUUGAGACCACCUUCGACAACAAGUGGGACACUGCUCUGUCUUUGGAGGAACAGAAAACAAGCUUAAGAGUGAGGUCAAAGAUGAACAACCAUGCAUUCAACCAGGACUUGAGUCUGUACAACACAGCUGAGAGGAUGGGAGUUGAGAUGGCCGGUGCCUUGCUGACAAACCUCCUCAACCAGGAGAAUGCAGAAAACCAGGAGUUCAGCAUCUCUGGCUUUGUGAAGUAUGACAAAAGCACCAACAUGCAGGUCAUCCAGCUUCCUUUCAUUGAGUCACUCCCCAUUGUUGUGGAAAACCUGAAGGGUGCCAUCGUCUAUGUAGCAGAGGCUGUCCUGGACUUCAUCAACAACGAGGAGGUGCGCGCUAAACUGGAAGCCAUUCCUCAGCAUGUCAGCAACUUCAUUGUUCAGCUGAACCUUGAAGAGAAGAUUAAUGGGCUCAAGCAAUUCCUUAGCGACCUCACUCAGGAGUAUGCAAUCACCAUGGAAGAUGUUGAAGGCCUUUUGAGAAACCUGAACGAGACAGUGAAAAAUGUGCUUGCCGAUUUCAGUUCCUAUGUGAGUCAGUUUGUUGCCAAGAUGAAAGAGAUUAUGGAGAACAUGACCCUGCCUGACACCAUUGUGCAGACGAUUCAGGAGCAGCUCUUGGCCAUUGAUGAGGCAUAUGAAAUCAGACCUCUGAUUGUUUAUGUGAUCGAAACCGUGAGUGACAUGAUCCAGCAGUUCAACAUGGAAAAACUCAGAGGAAGUGUGCUUGAGAUCCUUAUCGACCUUGACAACCAAUUUGAUGUCACAAAAACAGUAGCCUGGGCCUUGGACACUUUGAAGAGAGUGGUUCAGGAAUUUGAUGUCCAGCAGAUCUACCAGCAGUUGAAAGACAUUGUUGUAUCCAUUGACAUCAGAUCUCACAUUGACGAACUUAUGAAUGUGAUUCCCACUGAGAUGUUCAGCGAUGCUUCCGAUUACAUCUGGAAAGUCAUUCAGGACCUUGAUGUUGUGGGCAAAUUCAACGCUGUCUAUGCUAAAGUAAGAGAGCUCCUUGUGCAAUUUGAAGUUGACCAGAAGGUGCAGGCUCUGCUGGAGAAAGCUGUUGAGGUCAUCAAACAAGUCAAACUUGAGGAAACCAUCUCUGCUGUUGUUCAAAUGGUCAAAGAUGCUGACAUCCCAACUAAAGUUGUGCAAACUGCCCAGAGCUACAUUGAAUACAUCAAAACAACUGAGAUGAAGGACAUCAUUGCAAACCUGAAUGCCUUGAUUGAGAGUCUGGUUCAGAAGCUGAACUCUAUGGAGUACAAUGAAUGGGUGAACAACCUCAACCAGCUUAUUGCUCAGUACACCACUUACAUCAAUGAUGCUAUCAAGACACUGGAACUCCCAGAGAAACUCCAGGUGCUGAGGGAUUAUGUCAACUAUGUUUUCACCACUGUUAAGGACAUCAGCGCACGCCUGAGAGAAGUCAAGGUUGCAGAAAUUGUAAAAUCUGUUCAAGGCAUUGCAGUUCAAGCUGUCGAUUACAGUAAGACCUUGGUUGACUAUGUGAAGCAGCAAAUUGAAGGCCUGGAAAUCAAAGAUUACGUCACAUCUGGACUGCAGAUUGUCAGUGAAAUCUACACAGAAGUCCUUAGAAUAGGUAACAGAGUGCUCGUCAGUGCUGUUGACUUCAUCAGCCAGUAUGCUCCAGACCAAAAGUUCUUGGAAGAUGUGAAACAGAUGGUCACUGGAAUAUUGGAUGGACUGAAACAGGUAGAGCUGAAUACUCCAUCAUUCACUGUGCCUUUGACUGAUCUUGAAGUGCCUACCAUGAAGUUCACACUGGCAUCCCUCCAGGAAUUUGAGAUCCCAGUCCAGAUUGACCUUCCUGAGUUCACAGUCUUGGGCAAGUACACUGUUCCUGCCACCACAAUUGCCUUUGCAGACAUCAAGGACAAGAUCUUCCAGCUGAUUGAAUACGUCAUGAACUUCAGCUUCCAGAUGGUGGAUGUGGAUGCUUUCUUUGGAGAACUGAGCUUGAACUUCCUCCCCCCCAUGCCAGAGAUCGCUUUCCCAGAAUUCACUCUGUCUGACAUCUCCUUCCCAGCCAUCCCAGAGGUGCCUGUGGAGAAGUUUGUCAAGUCGCUGCAACUGCCCGAGAUCAAACUGCCAACCAUCCCAAGCGAAUUUGCCAUCCCAAGCUUUGGCAAGCUCUACGGAGAGUUCAGAGUGCAGACCCCAAUGUACACCACCAAGACAACUGCUGAGCUGCAAAACUCCACUGAAAAUGAGCAGAGUCCUCAGUUGACCGCCUUCAUCACUUCUCAGGGUGUGUCCCCAGCUUUUGACAUCUUCAACUACAAGAUUGAUUCCACAGCUCGACUUGCAAUCCCCAAGAUGAGUCGUAUUGUCAUUGGUGAGACUGUGAAAUUCGAACAUGUUGCUCUAGGAGUUGAACAUCAGGGAUCUCUGAACCUCUAUGGCAAAUCUGCCCAAGCCCAGGCUAAGACCACAGUGAAGGUUGCAACCGCACCAUACACAGCUGACUUCAUGAACACCGCCUUUAUUGGACUUGAAGAUGGCAUGUCUGCUUCUCUUGAGACCACUUUCAAUCAGAUCGUUGAUAUGCCCGUCUUCAAUGUCAAACUUGAAGCCAAUGGAGCUCAAAAGGCAAUUGUGCGUCUUGAUGGCCUGAAGAUGACCGUCACAGUUGACAACACAGGUAAAACUGCCUACAAUGGUGAGGAGGGUAACCACAAGAGCAACCUCGACUUGACACUGACUCCUAGCCUGAUCACUCUGACCUUCAAUGGUGACACUGAUUCUGCAAUUCUCAAGAUGAAGCAGGUGGUGAACGCUGAAGCUGGUACCCUUAGCUAUCUUAAAUUCAACAUCCGCAACGAGGCUGAGACACCCUUCCUCAAGUCCAGUGAGCUUGUAGCAGUUGGACAGGCUAACCUCUUCGACAUGAAGGUUGAUAUUUCUGCCAACCACAACUCCGAGCUGGUCGGUCCAGUCCAAGGCAACAUUGCUAAUGAUUUCAAGUACGUAAUCAGCCCAAGAGAGUUUGUUUUUGAACUGAAGAACAAGGGUACCAACAAAGUCAACCUCCUCGGAUCUCUCACAGCUAAGUUGGAUGCUCAGAAUGAAAUUUCUGCCUACCUGAGCUCUGAGAUGCAAAAGAUCAACACAGUCAACAUGGUACGCUUCAACAAGAACAUGGUCUUCGUCAACAUCACCGUGGACAACAGUGAGAAAGACAUUGCAGUCAUUCUUGGCAUUGAUGGACAGGCCAACCUCGACUUCCUGACUUCUCCCAUCAGCAUUCCAGAGAUUGAGCUUCCAUUUGUUGACUUCCGCACACCAGAAGUGAGCAACCUGAAUCUGUAUGAGCAGACAAUCCUGAAGGACCUCUUGACCACCACUGAGCAGUCUGUGAGCCUUGAUGCCAAAGUUGCCUACCAGAAAAGCAUGGCUCCUCGACUUUUUGACAUUAUGGGUCUGAUUCAGGUUCCAGAUCUUGGCAACCUUGUCACAGAAUUGACCUUUAAAUCUGCCAUCAUUAACCUGAACCUCAAUGCUGCUCUGGAGACCGAGGAUGACAUUGUUUUCCGCCUGGGAGCUACCACCGCAUCUGUAUUUGACAGUCUGAAAGCUAAACUUGACGGCACCACCAGCCUGACCACCAGAGGAGGACUUAAGUUGGCUAACUCUCUGUCUCUGGAGAACCAGCACAUUGAAGGCACUCAUGACAGCACCGUUAGUGUUAGUACUGAGACCUACGAGGUUACUGUCUCUGUCGCCACACUUGGAAAAGUUGCCCUGCCUAUUCUCAACCUGGAAAUCAAUCAGAACUUGGUCGCAGACAACAAAGUCAAGCCCAAUGCUGCUUCCACCUUGAGGGUGAACGGUCAGCUCAACAUCCCCACAAUUAAUGCUGUGGUAAAGGCUGAGGCAGAACACAGCACCAAGACAGAGGUAACUUUUGAAUACCUGUCAGUGGAGACCUCCAACAGGGCCAACAUGGACGGAACCAUCCUGGAGGACUAUCUGGUUUUGGGAGUGCUGGACAAUGAGCUGAACUUCUACCUGAACAAGGACGGUCUUCGCUCCAAUGCCAAGGUUAUCGCUGACACCAAGCUGAACCAGGGCGCAAACAAGAUCUUUGCUGUUGAUGUAAAUGAGAAUCUGGCUGUUGAAGCUGCUCUUAGCCGUGUCUACAUUGUGCAGAAGUACACUGGAAACAAUGAAGCCAACCUGUUCAGCUUCAACACCAAGGGGCGCCAUGUUGCCGAGGCAACCAUCGACCUUGCCCCCAUCUCUUCCCUCUCUGCCGACGUUGAGAUUGACCUCUCUCAGCCCACCAACUUUGGUGAUCUUAGCAUCUAUGAGAAGGCAACAGUUGAGUGGACCGCUGACAACAACAAAGUUGCAUCCACCAGCAAGUUUGUGAGCCCUGUCUACACAACCAACUUGGUGAUCGAAGCUGAGAGAGCAUACCCUGUCCUGAAGGUUAUUGCCAAGGCCUCUGCUACCUCUCCCCUGAGCCUCCUGGAGUAUGACAUGGAUGCUUCUUCUACCACAAACUAUGAGGAUGCCCUGAACAUGAACAACAAGGUUGUGCUGACCCAUGCUGCCAUGAAUGUGGAUGUAACCCAUGUUAUUACUCAGGCUUUUAGGAGAAAACGCCAGGCUGACGACAGCUCUCGCCACACUUUGAACAUGGACAUCAAUAGCCCAACCUUCACUGACAUGAACUUCCGCUACGCUGCUGGCAGGAACGGCAUCAGCGCCUCUCUGUCCUCUCCAUCGGCUGGAUUCCUGGGUCUGCAGGUCAAUGGCAAAAUCCCAACUCAAAUGACCGGAAGACUCUACGGACGCUACCCAUCCUCCCCAGAUGCUGAUGUUGACAUCAUGGUGCUGCGUUCUGCUCCCAAAGACAGUGAUAGGAUGACUCUGCAGGUGGCCUACAACAUGGAAGCCCCCAAAGCCAUGCUGACUGAGUUCAAGGCGAAGAUCCCUGCUGUCCUGUCCUCUCUGAAAGACUUCAUCAACAACAACCUGCUGACAAGCAACGUGCUGGAGUGGAGAGACACCAUUGUGGCCAGAAUCAACGAGGCCUAUGACGCUGCCAUCAACUACGACGCCCAGCUCAGCCAGCUCUCCAUCUUUUUCCGCAACUUCAUUGUUGAGUUCCAGAAAAAUGUCCAAGUUUUCCUGGAUGCUGCCAUCAAAGUGCUCAGGGAGACCCAGUUCCGUCUUCCCGGCUCUGAGGAGAUGACCACCCUGCCUGUUGUCCUGAAGGAUCUGACCACCAGUGUUGCUGAUGUUCUUCGCACCACCAUCCAAGUGGUCUAUGACACCAUGGAGUACUACUACAAUGCUUUUGUGGACACCUUUAGCACAGUGGAGCUGCGCAUGCCUAUCGGAGAUGUGAUGACCAUUGGUCAGAUAAUCGACAACGUCAGAACAACCGGCAAAGGCAUCUUUGAACAAGUGGUGGACUUUGUGAACAACAUGGAGAGCCUGGACACUAUGCUCGUCAAGAUCAGCGAGACCCUGAAAGCAGUUGUAGACAAAACCCAAGAGUUUGUCGACUCCAUCAAGUCUGACUACCUGGAUGCCCUUUUCGCCAAUGUGAACGAGGUGUACAGAUGGCUGGUGACCGCUGUGAAGGACAUUGCAGACCGAGUGUCCGCCCUGGACAUGGAACAGCUGAAUGGUGUCUUGGAGUACAUUGUAGAUAUGUUUAUUUACGUGGUCGACCAGUACAAUGUGACCGUGAACAGCGCUGUGCAGCAGGUGUCCGAGGAGGCUCAAAAAUAUGUGAAAGCCAGCGAUGGCCGCCUGGAGAUUGAGCUGCCCUUCCCCUUCCUUCAGUGAGGAGCCCAAACAAACACUACCACCACCUCCCCCAAAGAACGAGGAAUGACGAACUCACUUUGCUCUUUAUUUAUACAAAUGUGAACGCUACAUCUUUAUUAUGUGAGGCAUUGCAAAUAUAUACCGUUUUACUACCACUGUGCAAUGUGUGA